UAACAGCAGGAUUUCAUGGACUAUGUACUGUCUUUGCUUGAGGAAAGUGUUUGCAUCAGCAGACAGCUGUGGGUGAACUUUGUCCUCCAUCCAGACAGAAAAACAACAGGCUGGGUAUAAAAGGGGGGAGCGGAGGAGGAAGAUUCUUGUUUUUGUUCAAGGACUUGAAUCGAAGCAGAGCUCAACAGAGGGAGAGAGACGUUUUAUCCAAAGGACUGGGGCAGAGGAGAGGUGCCACAGCGAUGUGGGUGCGCCUCAACCUGCUCCUCACUCUCUGCCUGCUCCAUGGGGGCGGUGCAGAGAGUGAUGGGGGCGGGCCUCUCUGUCAGCUGCCUCCCUCCUGGACCGUGGGGGAGGUGGAGCCCAUGGCGGGGUCAAUGGGCAAAAUGACAGUGGUGGCCCUUCUAGAUGCUAGCUGACUGUUGUGCCUGGUGCAGGCUUCCAGAUUGGCUGCCCUGCGCCAGAAGCUGGAGGAUCAAGGUCUGAAGGAUGUGGUCUACAUGGCCAUCAACCACCAGGGGGAGCAGGCACAGCGGCUCAACCCCUUGUUGGCACACAGACUCACAGAGAGCAUCACACUCUACAAACAGCACGUGCAUCAGGCUGAUGUUUGGCAGACACUGAACGGAAAAAAGGACGACUUCUUCAUCUACGACCGGUGCGGCCGUCUCACCCACCACAUGUCCCUUCCAUACACCUUCAUUGGGCACGGCCACGUCGAGAGUGCAAUCAAGAAAACCUACUGCAAUCGCAUAUGUGGAGAGUGCUCCCACGAGAGCAAUGAGACAGCAGCAGAGUGCACAACGAUGGACGCUGCACAGCCUGAGGCUGGGGACCACACCGGACACGCGCAGAAUCAUCACCAUGGCCGCCAUGCUCAUCAUGGUCAUCAUGGUCAUGGCCAUCAUGGGGACAACCAUGAUUCUGGCCAUGGCCAUGAUCAAAACCAUGAUCAUCGCCAUGGGAACCACCAUGGCACCGAUCAUGGACAGCGUCAUCAAGGUGUCAGAUCACAGGAACAAGAUCAGCACGCUCCGUUAGAACGUCACAGCAUGCAGCACCCUGUGCUCACACAGCAGAUGUUUCCGGAGGUCCACGCGGCCCCAGUUAGACCCUGAGGGACACAGAAGGCCAAAUGAAAAGCAAAGUACAGCUGACAGUGGACGGCAGCCUCUGAGAACGAAGCCGCUCCUGAGGCCAGCUGAUGCUGACACUGACGCAGGCUGUCGUUUGGCGAUGCAGGUAGCGAGCAUCAGCAGGGCCUGUGACACUGUGACGAGGCGUUGCCCGCCUCUUGACAGUGACACAGCCUGAUGAGCGAGGCAGCCGGUAACGUCAAGGAGACCUGACAGUGACGCUCGCCUCCUGCUGACUGACAGCAGCCCGAGCCAGCCCGGUGAGCCUGACCUUCUGGUGUGGGAAGCUGAGCAUGAGAGCAGCUGUAAGCUGGUCCUGAUGCCAGCCGCCACCACCCAGGCCGAGCGCUGGAGAUAGAGGGAGGGCCGUCUUCACAGAACAAGCAGGCGGGGUCCAAAGAGAAACAGAUACUUUAUUACUCAUAAAUUGGAUUUACCUUUUAGGGAAAAAAAAACACCCUAGUUUUGACAUCUCUGCGUCUGUGCUGCGUUCCUCCUGUCUUAGGUGUACUCGCGGUCGUCGUGUUCAUAAACGACCUCCUUCGUUUUGCUCUCGCCAUCCUUUAUGAAACCAGACGCAUAAACUAUGCUCUAGUGGCGUCUGUAUGAUGUUAGGCUGAAGGGAGAGAAGAGGGUCCUUCAAGAAGACGGUGAACCUUGAAAACAUUAAAGAAUUCAAAAGAUGCAAAAAAUAAAUAAAUAAAACGAAGCAUCUGGUUAGUUGGGGAGGGUGUGGGACAUCGUUAGCAGCUUUCUUUCUUUUAUUUUCAUCUGGAAAACACAUUUUAGGAAAUCUGACUUUUAUAUUUAGGAAAAGGUUUUGAUCAAGAUUAAAAACACUCACCUGAUUUUAUACAGAUGAAUAAACUUUAACACGUCUCAGGUUUCUGUUCCACACACACACUGUUUCAUACAAGAUGUGCCUUUAAUGAAGCGUAGAGACUGCCAACCUGACACACUUAUUCAAAGCUAGUUUAAAAUGAGAGUUUUUAAGGGUGGAAUAUUUUCUGUACCUUAUGACGGUUUCUGUGGGAAGACAACGGUCACCCUGAAAUCCUGAUGUCAGCACAGAGAACAUUAAGUGUGUUGGUGUUUGAUUGGAGACUUAAUAAAGAUGGUUUAGUACUG
Messenger RNA from Nothobranchius furzeri (turquoise killifish), 2264 nucleotides. It is a transcript of the gene selenop, whose product is annotated as selenoprotein P. NCBI's taxonomy places the organism in Eukaryota, Metazoa, Chordata, Actinopteri, Cyprinodontiformes, Nothobranchiidae. The record is from RefSeq and is a predicted model, not a curated record. Gene Ontology annotation, biological process: selenium compound metabolic process. Gene Ontology annotation, molecular function: selenium binding. Gene Ontology annotation, cellular component: extracellular region.